This is a messenger RNA of Pyrus x bretschneideri (Chinese white pear), 898 nucleotides long. Its product is annotated as disease resistance response protein 206-like. Bases 140 to 694 code for a protein of 184 amino acids. Lineage: Eukaryota; Viridiplantae; Streptophyta; Magnoliopsida; Rosales; Rosaceae. The record is from RefSeq and is a predicted model, not a curated record. The transcript has a single exon.
UCCCUAUAUAAAGGCAUUGAGACAGAUAGCAAACUCACAAGUAGAGCAAGAAGCAAAAGCUCAUUUUACUGAACUUGGAAUAUUCCUCUCCCUUUUUUUUCUCUCUUUGCUUCUGUGCCUCUUCUUUUCAUAACCCACAAUGGCAGCAAGUUCCUCAGUUCUAAUAUUCUUCUUCAUGUUCCUUGCUAUAUCUUCAGCCUUCCCAAAAAACAAAGACAAGUACAAACCAUGCAAGCACUUAGUGCUAUUCUUCCAUGACAUUAUCUACAAUGGCAAAAAUGCUGCCAAUGCUACAUCUGCAAUCGUAGGAGCCCCUCAAGGAUCCAACCUAACCAUCUUGGCGCCGAAUUUUCAUUUCGGGAACAUAGCGGUUUUCGAUGACCCCAUUACACUCGACAACAACCUGCACUCCAAACCUGUUGGCAGGGCACAAGGGAUGUACAUAUAUGAUACAAAGAACACAUUCACUUCUUGGCUUGGCUUCUCAUUUUCUCUAAACAGCACAGACUACCAAGGCACAAUAAAUUUCAUCGGAGCCGACCCCAUUAUGAUUAAAUAUAGGGACAUAUCCAUCGUGGGUGGCACCGGAGACUUUUUCAUGCACCGGGGAGUUGCAACCAUAGACACGGAUUCAUAUGAAGGUGAAGUCUACUUCAGGCUCAAGGUGGAUAUCAAGUUCUACGAGUGUUGGUAAAUUUGAGAUUGUUAAAUAAUAUAUAUAUAUAUAUAUAUAUUUAGUAUUAUGAGUUUUGGUAUGUGGGAGUUACUGAGAAUGGUCUUCAAAUAUGUUCUGUUUCAUGGAAUGCUUAAUUAGAGUUUGCUAAGAAUGAACUUGUAGUCCCUCAAUAAGUGACAUGCUUAAACAGUCACCUUUGUAAUUUCAAUCAUUUUCCUUGCA